Henningerozyma blattae CBS 6284 is the source of this 876-nucleotide messenger RNA. It is a transcript of the gene MPD2, whose product is annotated as protein disulfide isomerase MPD2. Gene Ontology annotation, molecular function: protein disulfide isomerase activity. Lineage: Eukaryota; Fungi; Ascomycota; Saccharomycetes; Saccharomycetales; Saccharomycetaceae. The transcript has a single exon. Gene Ontology annotation, cellular component: endoplasmic reticulum. The coding region runs from base 1 to 876 and encodes 291 amino acids. Gene Ontology annotation, biological process: protein folding. The record is from RefSeq and is a predicted model, not a curated record.
AUGGCUUGUAUCAAAUCAUUAAUAAUAAAUUUUUUAUCAUUGACUUUAAUUCCAUUAGUUCUAGCGAGUUCCAAUAAUAAUGCCUCUAUUAUAGAUACUCCGAAAGUUGUAACUCAUGUUAGUAAUUUAACUUACUUCUAUGAUUUAGUUAAUAGUCAAGAGUCUUAUACAGUGAUCAAAUAUUACACUACCUGGUGUAGCCACUGUAAGCAUUUAAGUCCAAUUUUCGAAAAGGUGGGUCAGCAAUUUGGUAACGAAGGUAAAAAGAAUAUUAAUUUUAUUGAAGUUGAUUGUGAUGAAUUUGGAUCACUUUGCAGAAAAUUAGAUGGAUUUCCCAUGAUUCAAUUAAUUAAACGCAGAUUAACUCCAAAUCCAAAUGUUUUGGCUGAUAUUGAUAAAGAACGUCUUUACAAACGUCUAUGGAUUAAAUUCAAAUAUGCCUUUAAGAACCCAGAUUGGAAAAUUGAUCAUGAAUAUUCUGUUUUUUUCCAAGGUAAAAGAAAUGCUGAAAAUAUUUAUAAUUUUAUUGAUGUCUUGAUUCAAAAUCACGAAAAUUAUUCGAUGGUAAAGAAGGUUAUUGAUAAUAAGUUUGUUUGUGAAGAUGAUAGUGCAUGCAAAAUAGGUAAAACGUUCUAUCAAGACAUCAUCGCACCAAUAGUUCAUUCUGAAACUUCUUCGAAGGAAAGUAUUGCUAAACAUUUGAUCGACGAGAGAGAAAAAAUUGACUUGAACGCUGAACUACAGAAUGAAAUUAAAAAAUUACAAGAAGGUAUUGUUGAUUAUUUUAUAGAUGCUCUAGGUGAAGAUUAUUUCAUGGAAGAAGCUUCCAAAAAUGAGGUACUAGAAAAGGAAGCUCCUCAGAACGAUGAAUUGUAA